AUGAAUGGUUUAGUAAAAGAUGAAAAUCAGAGAAGAGUUGGGAAGAAACAAAAUGGAAGUUCUUGGAAAUGUGCAUAUGGUUAUUCUCAGCAUAGGAGAUGUAAAAGUGCUUCCGAAAAAAUCGCUGCUCUAUCAAAAGGCGGAGACAGGCAAUCCAUAAAAAAGGAAUUGAAUGAACCGCCUGUGUUGCCACCUUCAACAAGGAGUUGUAAAGCAAGUCCGUUAAAUGAAUUCUCCAAAACUAUUAGCAAAGAGGAAGUUCCAGAACACAGAGCCUCCUUGGAAAAAGAUAUCGAACAGUUACAAAUGCGUUUGCAGCAAGAAAAAUCAAUGCGUAUGGUACUUGAGAGGGCAAUGGGAAGAGCUUCUAGCACGUUGUCUCCUGGACAUAGGCAUUUUGCUGCUCAGACAAAAGAGUUGAUAGCUGAAAUUGAAUUACUUGAAGAAGAAGUUGCAAACCGCGAGCAGCAGGUCCUUUCUUUGUACAGGAGUGUUUUUGAAGAAUGCAUUAGCCGGCCUUCUUCUGAGCAAAGUUCGGUCAUGACUUCUCCAGCACAUAAUAAAGCUGAGUCAAGAAAACAUCCAAGUAUAAUAUCAAGUGCCUUUUGCUCAUCCAAAAAAUUCCCUUUGCGGACAUUCCAAGCUCUUGCUGCCAUAAAUGACUUGGGAAAAAGAAACUUGUUGCAGUCGAAAUCAACACAUGCUUCAUUUUAUAACAGCAAAGCUAAUGUACACAUUCAGAAAAGUAGUUCAGAGCAUACUAAAGAGCAAGGGCAGGUAACAUCAACGGAGAAAUCUCCUCUGGCACGAACUCUUAAAGAUCAUCUCUACCAGUGUCCCAGUAAAUUGUCUGAGGAAAUGGUAAGGUGCAUGGCUGCAAUAUACUGUUGGCUCCGGAUUACAGAAUCGACAAGUACUGAACAAAAGCGGUCACCUUUGUCAUCAAGGUCAUCUACUAAUGUCAUAAUUCCACAGCAUGAUAUUAAAGAGGAAAGAGAUUGGUUUUGCAAAUCAACAAUUGAAAUAUCUUGGAUUGCGACAGACAAGAAUAACGUCUCUCGUGCAUCUUACGCCAUCAGUAACUACAGAGUUUUGGUGGAGCAACUGGAAAGAGUGAAUCUCAGUCAGAUGGAAACCAAUAACAAAAUGGCAUUUUGGAUCAACUUGUACAAUUCCUUAGUUAUGCAUGCAUAUUUGGCAUAUGGUAUACCACAAAACUCUCUUAGAAGGUUGGCGCUGUUACACAAGGCUGCUUACAAUGUUGGUGGACAGGUCAUAAGUGCAAAUGCCAUCGAACAGUCAAUUUUUGGCUUGCGUACACCACGGAUAGGACGGUGGUUGGAGACCAUUCUGUCAACUGCAUUAUGGAAAAGAUCAGGAGAAGAAAGGCAACUCAUCAGUUCAAAAUUUUCCCUCCAACAGUUCCAGCCCCUUGUUUGCUUUGCUCUUUGUACUGGCGCUGUGUCCGAUCCCAUGCUGAAAGUGUACACUGCCUCGAACAUUCAAGAGGAGCUAGAAGCAGCAAAGAAAGAGUUUCUACAGGCUAAUAUCAUAGUAAAGAAGUCGAAAAGAGUAUCUUUGCCUAAGGUGCUUGAAAAAUACGCGAAGGAAGCUAGUAUUCCAUCCGAUGAUCUUCUUGGUUGGGUCAUGGAAAACGUUGAAAAGAAGCUUCGUGAUUCCAUACAGAAAUGUAUUGACAGAAGAACUAAUAAAAAGACGUCUCAGAUAAUCGACUGGCUACCUUACUCUUCAAGAUUCCAAUAUGUAAUUUCGAAAGAUUUUACAGAGAAGCCAUGGUGGGCAUAGUAGUCCUGAAUGAUGUAAAGGGUGAGCUAGAUUGGCUUAACUAAUUUUCAAGGAAAUGGUUGUUCAUUCCUUCAAUUUGUAGAAUUCUGAGUUGAUCUGUUAUUAAGUGAAUGUAUAUUGACUUCAAUUUACUUAGGUGUCCAACUUUUAUUUUGUGAAGUACAAAGUUAUGUGUAAAUAUUAGGUGAACUGAUACACCUUAUGCUACUGCUACUGCAUUGUUCUGUCUAGUU
Molecule: messenger RNA, 2039 nt
Organism: Solanum pennellii
Lineage: Eukaryota; Viridiplantae; Streptophyta; Magnoliopsida; Solanales; Solanaceae
Exons: 11
Coding region: 1-1806 (601 amino acids)
Source: RefSeq, a predicted model, not a curated record